This is a messenger RNA of Monopterus albus (swamp eel), 5629 nucleotides long. RefSeq names its product kelch-like family member 15 (gene klhl15). The record is from RefSeq and is a predicted model, not a curated record. Gene Ontology annotation, cellular component: Cul3-RING ubiquitin ligase complex; nucleus. NCBI's taxonomy places the organism in Eukaryota, Metazoa, Chordata, Actinopteri, Synbranchiformes, Synbranchidae. Gene Ontology annotation, biological process: nuclear protein quality control by the ubiquitin-proteasome system; protein ubiquitination. Gene Ontology annotation, molecular function: protein binding. The transcript is spliced from 9 exons. The coding region runs from base 171 to 2192 and encodes 673 amino acids.
CCGCCAAAAACGGAAAUGACGUCGGGACAGAAAAUGGCGUACGCAAAGCCUGUAUCCUGCUGUGGUUCAAUUUAGAGCGAGUGGGGAUUCUCACUGUUUCUCUGGGCGAUAAUAUGGCAGUAUACCGUUGCCGUCCGCUUUCUUGAUCCCGGUAUCGAGCUCGCAACUUCAUGUCUGACGGCGCCAGAGCUGCCUGGUCGAAGAGGGGUUGUGGGGAUUUGCACCGCCGAGAACCAGGGAAGCAUAAACACAGGAAAUGCGAGCGGCCUCUUAGCCUUCAGCCGUCAAAGCCUGUGCUUGUUCACCCGGGCUCCAAAAGGUGUGUUAUGUCAGGGGCGGAUGUGGAGGUGUACCUGUCUCAGGUGCACGACGGGAGCGUGUCGUCGGGGUUCCGGGCACUCUACGAGGAGCGUCUGCUGCUGGACGUUACGCUAUUGAUAGAGGAGCACCACUUCCAGGCCCACAAGGCACUUCUGGCCACGCAGAGCGACUAUUUCCGGGUCAUGUUCACAGCAGACAUGAGGGAGAGGGACCAGGACAAGAUCCACAUGAAAGGGCUGACUGCUGCUGGGUUUGGCCACAUCCUCCGAUUCAUGUACUAUGGCUCGCUGGAGCUCAGCAUGCCCACCGUCCAGGAGAUCCUGCAGGCGGCCAUGUAUGUCCAGCUGACGGAGGUGGUGGAGUUCUGUUGCUCCUUCCUGCUGGCAAAGAUCUGUCUGGAGAACUGUGCCGAGGUCAUGCGCCUCCUUGAGGACUUCAGCGUGGGUGUGGAAGGUGUCCAGGAGCAGCUCGACAAUUUCCUGGUGGAGAACUUUGUCCCUCUCAUGGGCCGACCCGAUUUCUUGUCCUACCUCAGCCUCGAAAGACUGCAGGCAUACCUGAACAGCGAUGCUCUGAGCCGCUACCCAGAAAUCGAGUUGUAUGAAGCCGUACAGACGUGGCUGCGACACGACAGGCGGCGCUGGAGGCACACGGACACCAUAGUGCAGUCCAUCCGCUUCUGUCUCAUGACUCCUGCCAACAUCUUUGAAAAGGUGAAGACGUCAGAGUUUUACCGUUACUCCCGGCAGCUGAGGCAGGAGGUGGAUCUGGCACUCAGCUAUUUCCAUGAUGUCAACCAGCAGCCUCUUGUGGAAACACGCUCCAACCGAAUCCGCUCUGUCCGCCCACAGACUGCCGUUUUCAGGGGAAUGAUUGGUCACAGCAUGGUGAACAGCAAGAUCCUUCUGCUGCAGCGUCCAAAGGUGUGGUGGGAGCUGGAGGGACCUCAGGUGCCGUUGCGACCAGACUGUUUGGCUAUCGUCAACAACUUUGCCUUCCUGUUAGGUGGAGAGGAGCUGGGGCCCGACGGGGAAUUCCACGCCUCCUCCAAGGUGUACCGCUAUGACCCCCGACAGAACUCCUGGCUGCGCAUGGCCGAUAUGUCUGUACCAAGGUCAGAGUUUGCCGUAGGCGUCAUCGGUAAGUUUAUUUACGCUGUAGCGGGGCGCACGCGAGACGAGACCUUCUACUCCACAGAGCGCUACGACAUCACAGAGGACCGCUGGGAGUUUGUGGACCCGUACCCUGUAAACAAGUACGGUCACGAAGGAACAGUCCUCAGCGGGAAACUGUACAUCACCGGCGGCAUCACCUCUUCCUCCACCUCCAAACAAGUGUGCGUGUUUGAUCCAGGGCGGGAAGCGGGAGGUGGGGGAGGAGGGAGCUCGGGCGGCUCGGACGCACACAGGACACGUGCCGGCCGAGGCUCGCUGCUGCCUGGCACGCAUACCAGCUGCUGGGAGAACAAAUCCAAAAUGAACUACGCUCGCUGCUUCCACAAGAUGAUCUCUCACAACGGGAAGCUCUACGUGUUCGGGGGGGUGUGCGUGAUCCUGCGGGCGUCCUUCGAGUCGCAGGGCUGCCCGUCCACAGAGGUGUAUGAUCCAGAGACUGACGAGUGGACCAUCCUCGCCUCCAUGCCUAUCGGGCGCAGCGGCCAUGGGGUGGCAGUGUUGGACAGGCAGAUCAUGGUGCUGGGUGGCCUGUGUUACAAUGGCCACUACAGUGACUCCAUCCUCACCUUCGACCCUGAUGAAAAUAAGUGGAAGGAGGACGAGUAUCCCAGGAUGCCUUGCAAACUGGACGGUCUGCAGGUUUGCAGUCUGCACUUCCCAGAGUAUGUGCUAGAGCACGUCAGACGCUGCAGCUGAGGUCUGCUCCACCACAAGCCUCCUUUGUCUAGACAGUGCGAUGUUGGCAGACCGGAGUCUCCCGCCUGGAGACGGCGCUAAGGCACAGGCUUUUAGAGACCAGCACUUCCUGAGGAAAUGAUGGGCCGGGCCAUAGGUUUGCUGUUCUUAAAGAAGGAAAUCGAAGAGUUGUGUGAUAAGAUGUCACCUUUUAAGCUUGAACAUUUUCAGAAUUAGCUUUCUCAGAAAAUUACAGAAGGGUCUUUGUGGGGAGAAAGCAGUUUUACUCUGUGGUCAGUUUCCUGUUGAACCAGUCACCUGCUGUAUUUAGGGGGUGUAGUCAGGCUUACUGCAGCAACGCACUGGAACCAUCAGACACAAAGGGGCAGGCUUAUUUUAUUUCACCUUUAUUGCAGGUUUCUUUGCCCACAUCCUGAGAUUUCAUAGUAUCCACUGACCUCUUCAAAGGCAAAUACCCUUUAUAUGGUUAAUCAGUUUAUUGCUCUAUACAUUAAGAAAUAUGAUAAUGAAAGGCGAGACGUGACUGUAGCUAUUCAACUCAGAUAAUGCCCUGUACACUAUGUAUGUUUAAGUUAAAGCAUACAAUCAGGAGUUUAAACUAAAUGCUAUUAACACUAUACUGUAUUUAUAUAUAUGGUGUAGCUAAUACCUGUGUAGAGAAACCCAGAUAUCAUGACCAGUGCUGCUGAGGCUUCAGUCCCCCACAGCUGUGACUUGUAACAUUAUAAGUGGAUCAGUUUUGGCUUCCAGUGCGUUCUUGCCUGUAGUCCUAAUCCUGCUCUUUACUUCCAGAUAUCCACCAGACUGUGCUCAUGUUCAUAUCACUUCACCGUGUCUUUCUGUGGCCCCUCCCCUUCCUCUUUCUCAGCGUGUGUUGCUGUGUGAAUGAGUGGAUGCAGGACUGGAGGGAAAUGCUACCUGAUACAGGAGGGCUCAUCCAGUGUCUGACAGUGGUGAUGGGAACUCGUACUCCAGAGAGCGAAGGCUGUGUUUUUGUUUUUUUCCCUCAUUAUUUGGGUCCAUCUAGUCACUGGCACUGCUUUACUUACUCUGGUCUACAUUUCUUGCACUUUAUUUUUUCUUAUGACAGCUGUUGGGUGUACAUGCAGGUUUACCAGCUAACCGUCGAAGCUGCUGCAUGUUACAAUGAGCAGUGUUGCAGGCACUGAGCAUCGUGGUGUCACGGGUCGGAAUUGACCUGUACGGACCCCCCAGGUUACAGUUGAUUGCAAAGUUUAACCAUGUACAGUGUGAUGUACAGUUUUGCUGCCACUGUUGCAUUUUAAAGUAAUAAUUCACAAAACCUUGGUGCAGAGUGCAGUGAAAAGAUACAAAGCAGGUGUGUGUUCACACCCACAUUAAUGGUGAUAUACAUCGCACGGGCACAUUUUAUGAAUUUUCAUUGUCAUGGAAACAGUCAAACUGCUAAUCAUACACAUAGGCUAUAGUUACAAUUAUGAAAUGUCACAGUUUGUGAUCCACUGCUACGUAGCAGUGUUUGAGAUUAACUGUCUCUGAUAUGUCAAGGUAAAGUCGGUACACCUACCGUAACAUGUGCACAUAGUUUGGACAUUUACCUGUAAAUUACACUACACGUCGUUGAGUACAAAACCAGGAGCAGCGUAUUUGAAUUUAAGCCAACAAAGUUCAGCUAUGACAGGGGAAAAAAAUCACUGUCCAGUGUUUCAACGGAUCUUCUCCAGUAUGUCCACCAGCGUUCGGCAGUCAGCUCUGUUUAUUUCAGACCUAGAGUGCUCCGGUCCUGUCAAAAGGUUUGUUCGGCUGAUGCAAAGUCUGUCUCAGCUUGAUCCUGCAGCCCAGCAAGCCCCUCUCAGUGACCAGCUCAGUGGUUUGGACCUCGGCCUUUCUACGUAUUUACUUUCAUCUUUGUAUUAUACCGUGAAAAGGGCUAGAGCAUAUACUGAUUCAGAGGUGUUGCUAUUCACCGAGCUAUGCAGAAUUAGGAGUAGGAUUAUUUAUUAUGACCACAAUUUCCUUGUGAAUGUUUUUUUCCAGGCCUUUCCUUGUCUUGUCCACUUUCCUCUCCUCCUAAGCAGCACUGCAUGUGGCUGAAUGGAUGCUUUGACAACUGCUUUUCAUCUGCAAACUGACCAGAAGAUGGGUUGAAAAUGAGCAAGCCAAGAGUGGCAGUAUUUGGAAAUGUGGUUGGGUCCUUGUAUGCAAAGUAUCAUUUACAGAUUUUCAUUGUCUAAUGAGGGAUCAGACUUGAGUUUGUUCCAGAUGUGGAAACACUGAUAUUGUCCUUUAGUGCAUGGUUCUUGGUACCAGUGCCGUCCCUUGUCCCCUCACAGACCCCUCGAGUUCUAGAUGCAUCUUAAUAGUUCACGUGAAGCUGCUGAGACUUGUCUCACUGGGGAAAUCUUCAGUGCUUUGUGUUACACAAUGUAACAUUUCCCACGUCAACGCCACUUCAGCAGCAAGAAGCGUGUUUCGCUCUGGAGUUUAUAAUAACUCUGUUGAAAAGGUUUGACAGAAAAAGUGUUUUCAGAAAUGCAGCAAAGGCAUGAGAGCUGCAACUAAUGAUUAGUCUGAUGAUUACUUGCUUAAUCAUAUGUCCAACAACAUUUCUUAAGGCCCAAAUGUAUUGUUUUGUUUAACCAACCAAAGCUCAAAGGUUUCAUUUACUGUCACAUACGACAAAGAAAAGCAGCCUCACCUUUUGGCUUCACCUUUUGAGGAGCUAGAACCAGCAAUUUUUUUUUAUCUUAAGUAAUCGAAUAAAUGAUACAGCUGUAAAAUGUUGUCAUAGCACAGGAGCUACGUAUCAUUUUGUAAACUUUUGCCAUGAGCCUAGUAAAACCAAGUUCACAUGAACACUAAGUAGAAAGAACAAGCUGUUUCCAAAACCUUUUUUCUAUUUUCAGAUAUUUUACCGUUCAUAUCAUUUCAUGUUCUCCAUUUUUCAGAUUCAAAACAUAGUUUUUUAUGGCCAUACCAUUCUUCUGCACAUUCUUUAUUUCUGGCCUGGUCACAUUUGGUGUUCCACCUCCACGACCUUCAGAAUAGCCACCGAAGAGUCACAUAUGAUGAACACACGGUGUCAGAGGCAGCUCUGGUUGGGAAACGAACCUCUUGAACUCCAUGUCCUCACUGUGCUUUACAGCUGGUACCAUGUACAUGACAGGCUGCAGUCCCCCAACCUGCAAAUGUCACUGUUUAAAGAAGAAACAUGUAACCCAUGAAAUACUACUGUCCUGAGGCACAUUCAGUCAUAGCGCAGUGUCCUUUAGUCCACCAGUCUUCAGUCUACCUGUAGGAAAACAGAAUAGAGGAUUUAACAAAAACAUACCUUGCUAUAAUGACUAUACCUGAAAAAGAAAGUAAAAUCAAACAUAUCUUAUAAUACGAGUAGAAAAUCUUUGGAAACUAUUUGUAACUUAUUUCCAGAAAUAAAUGUUCAUAUUGGUCUACUUUCA